This is a messenger RNA of Melospiza melodia melodia, 2539 nucleotides long. It is a transcript of the gene RELL2, whose product is annotated as RELT like 2. Lineage: Eukaryota; Metazoa; Chordata; Aves; Passeriformes; Passerellidae. Bases 746 to 1936 code for a protein of 396 amino acids. The record is from RefSeq and is a predicted model, not a curated record. Gene Ontology annotation, biological process: positive regulation of cell-substrate adhesion; positive regulation of p38MAPK cascade. The transcript is spliced from 8 exons.
AGACACAGCCCUGCUUGAGGAGAGACAUAUCCCUGCUUGAGCACAGACACAUCCCUGCUUGAGGAGAGGAGACACAUCCCUGCUUGAGGACACCAGAGACACGGCCUUACUUGAGGAGAGCAGAGACAAGGCCCUGGCUGAGAAAAGGAAAGACACAGCCCUGCUGAGAAGAGGAGACAACGGCCUUGCUUGAGGAAAGCAGACACAUCCCUGCUUGAGGAGAGGAGAGCAGAGACACAGCCCUGCUUGAGCACAGACACAGCCCUGCUUGGGGAGAGCAGACACAUCCCUGUUUCCAGCUGGGAUCUCUUUGCUGCCUGAGCUGUCCUUCUGGCAGCCGGGUGCUGCUCCAGGCAUCUUCACGGGUGUUGGACAGAGAAGGGAAGUGUCACAGAGGGAUAUUUUUAGAUGCUCUUUGUGCUCAGAGAGCAAAGGCAGGCUGUGGUUUAACAGCCAUUAGCUGCUGGGCAUGUUUGGAAAGCUGGAGGAGGGCUGAGGAUCCAGGAACACGUUUGACACCAUGGGAUGAAGCAGCUUCGCAGAUGUGAGGAUAAUUUUUGGGCUGAGCAUUGAAGGGAAGACCCCAAGAGGAGCCUGGAUCUGGGCACUCCAGCCUGUUUAGCUGCCACGUGGACAGGCAGUGGUGGCUGAUCCCCCAAAAGGACGUGGUCCCAUUGUUUGUGGGGUGACAUUUGCUCCAGUGGCUGUGGAAGAGGAGCAGGAAAAGAGCGGACAAGAGAUCCGCAUGUCAGACCAUCACGACCCCCACUAUGGGGAGUCAGAACCCCAGCACGGCAUCACUGUGGUCUUCCUCCUUGUCCUUGUCUUCUUCAUCAUGGGGCUGGUGGGGUUCCUGAUCUGCCAUGUCCUGAAGAAGAAGGGUUACCGGUGCCGCACCUUCCGGGACGAGCUUGACCCAGAUGACAAAGAUGAGGUGGAGGAGCUCGACGAUGAUGAGGCUGACAAGAACGAUGACACCGUUGAGAAGAUUGUGAGAUGCAUCAUCCAAAAUGAAGCAAACGUGGAGGCCCUCAAGGAGAUGCUGGGGGAAAAUGAACCAGACGUGCCAGUGCCAGUGCCCAGCCUUGGUCACCACAGCAGCAGUCAGGACGGGGGCCCGCCCCAUCACCACACGGUGCACCUGGGCUCCACGCACGCCCCCUGCAUCCACUGCAGCAGGAGGAAGAGGCACCCCCUGCAGCGCCAGGGCCGCUCCAAGGAGGGCAAAAGCAGGAUGCACCCUGGAGAGACCACCGUCUUCUCAGUGGGCAGGUUCCGUGUCACACACAUCGGGAAGAAGCCGUGCCUGCCGGAGCAGCCGGACGGGGCCCUGCCCGUGGCCAGCCGCCCGCCGAGCACGGAGGAGCUGGAGCGCAGCAGCGAGCUGCUCAACGGGACUGUGCCCAUGGCCGGCCUGCAGAACGGAGCCGUCCACACGGGCACACAGAGUGCCAGGAGCACCGAGCAGAGCCUGUCCGCCAGCCCGGCUGCCAACACACCCGCCAGCGCCGGCACCCGUGACAGCCGGCGGGCGGGCACGGUUGGGUCUGGCACGCCGGGGUCCAGCACGGUUGGGUCUGGCACGGUUGGGCCUGGCCCGGUUGGGUCCAACCCGGUGGGGUCUGGCCGAGCUGGGUCCCUGCCGGGUGCUGGCUCCGCUCCCGGGAGCUCCAGCCGGCAGCGCAGGCUGCUGAGCCUGCCCAUGCUGGGAGCGUCGAGUCCCAACAUCCCGGGAGAGCUGGCGAGGGAAGGAGCCGGCAUGUGCCUGGAGGAGAUGGGACUGGCGUCGGCAGAUGAGGUGUCGGAUAUUCACGGGAGCCUGAGUCUGCAGGAGCAGGCCGAGGAGCUGGCGAGAGACGAGAGCGGCAGGAAACAGUCCGGAGGGGAGGAUGGGAAGCAGCAGGAGCCCAGCGCCGCGGAGCAGGACCGUGUGUGAGCUGCUCUCCGCUCCCGGCUGGAGCGUGCACGGGAGGCGCGCAGCCCCCGGGCCCCUCGGGGCUGGGGCUCUGCCGUGGGGCAGCCGCGGGGCAGCCGUGCCCGGCCCCGGGUGGGCAGCUACGCGCUUGGCAUGGCCGGAGCGACGCGCCCGCCACACCGACAACAACCGCGCUCGGCGGCGCCAGCCUUCAUCCCAUCGGCAAUAGGUACCCGAGUCCCACCCACCGCACCCUCCCCGGACACCCCCGAGGGACCCUCGGGCCUGGCAGGGGCAGGACGGCGCCCGGAGCCCGCUGCCCCCGCAGCCCCCAGCUCGGGGGAAGGAUCACAGGGGCAGGGAUGGAGGCAGCGGCUUGAGCCCCCCCCGGGGCGGUGGGGAGCGCCCCCCGCCCGCCGGGCACGUUCAGCACAGAGCACAGCCCCCCCGGGCACCCCUGCCACGCAGAGCGGGCACUGGCACACACCCGGCACCGGCAGGGCCUGGGAGAUGCUGGCGGAGAUUGGAGCUGCCGGCCCCGGGGUCGGGAUGGCCCCGGGCCAGGCCCGCGGGCAGCCCCGGGCUGCGCCAGCUUCGGUGUGUAACGCCCUGUACAUAGACGAG